Messenger RNA from Cicer arietinum (chickpea), 1908 nucleotides. The record is from RefSeq and is a predicted model, not a curated record. NCBI's taxonomy places the organism in Eukaryota, Viridiplantae, Streptophyta, Magnoliopsida, Fabales, Fabaceae.
AUGGACCGAAGGAUGAGGUUUUGGGAUGUUGCACUAAUAGUAAUGGUAUGCAUGAGUGUAACAGUGACAAAGUCAAACGGUGCGCGUCCUUUGAACAACCAACUUCAAGAAGGGACAGGGGUAAAAUGGGCUUUCCUAGUUGCUGGUUCUAGAGGUUAUGGAAAUUAUAGGCACCAAGCUGAUGUAUGUCAUGCCUAUCAAGUAUUAAAAAGUGGGGGUCUUAAAGAUGAAAAUAUCAUUGUUAUGAUGUAUGAUGAUAUCGCCGAUAGUAUAGAAAAUCCAAUCCCUGGCGCUAUAAUUAAUCAACCAGAUGGGCCAGAUGUUUUUCAGGGCGUUCCUUUGGAUUAUACAGGACUGGAUGCAAAUAUAAACAAUUUUUACGCAGUGCUUAGAGGCUACAAAAGUGGUCUUAUUGGAGGUAGCGGUAAGGUACUCAAUAGUAAGCCUGAAGAUACCGUAUUCAUUUACAUUGCUAGUCAUGGUAACAAAGGGAUAAUAGGAUUGCCAGAUGACAACCUUAUAUAUGCCGACCAGUUCUUAGAGAGAUUGAAAAUCAAUUACAAAAAAAUGGUGAUAUACAUAGAAUCAUGUAACGCUGGGAGCAUGUUUGAAGGGCUUCUUCGAGAUGAUCUAAAUAUUUAUGCAACCACAUCUUCCAAUUCAGAUGAGAAUAGUCAUGCGUUUUACUGUCCAGGUGGAAUAAUGCCUCCACCGCCUACUUAUACAGUUUGUUUGGGUGAUUUGUACAGUAUUUCUUGGUUGGAAUUCAGUGACUUUUAUGAUAGGGCAAACAAAACUUUGCAUGACCAAUAUGAUGUUGUAAGUCGUUCAAUCAACUCUAUACAUACAUAUUAUAUGUCUCACGUGAUGCCAUACGGAAAUAUGACUAUGAAUGAGGAUUUACUUGAAACAUAUCUUGGACGUGCUAAACCAGCUAGAGCUAAUGAUAACUACCAUUUCAAUAGAACUACAACUCAUGAGCAUUCCAAUAAACGAUUUAAUACGACAACAAGAUUGGUCAGCCAACAAGAUGCUCAUUUACUUUAUCUGAAUCUUAAGGUGAUAUACAUAGAAUCAUGUAACGCUGGGAGCAUGUUUGAAGGGCUUCUUCGAGAUGAUCUAAAUAUUUAUGCAACCACAUCUUCCAAUUCAGAUGAGAAUAGUCAUGCGUUUUACUGUCCAGGUGGAAUAAUGCCUCCACCGCCUUAUUAUAACGUUUGUUUGGGUGAUUUGUACAGUAUUUCUUGGUUGGAAUUCAGUGACUUUUAUGAUAGGGCAAACAAAACUUUGCAUGACCAAUAUGAUGUUACGUGGUUUAGAACACUUUUUACUGGUGAAGAGUAUAUGUCUCACGUGAUGCCAUACGGAAAUAUGACUAUGAAUGAGGAUUUACUUGAAACAUAUCUUGGACGUGCUAAACCAGCUAGAGCUAAUGAUAACUACCAUUUCAAUAGAACUACAACUCAUGAGCAUUCCAAUAAACGAUUUAAUACGACAACAAGAUUGGUCAGCCAACAAGAUGCUCAUUUACUUUAUCUGAAUCUUAAGUUGGAAAAGGCACCAGAUGAUUCCAUGGAUAAGUCAAAAGCUCAAAUUGAGUUAGAUGAUGAAAUUUCUCAUAGAAAACAUGACGACCAGAGUGUAUAUCUCAUAUGGAAACUUUUGUUUGGAGAAGACACACCCUCUACUAUGAUGGCAAAUCUUCGUUCAGUCGGUCAACCUCUUGUCGAUGAUUGGGAUUGUCUUAGAAUGCUUAAAAAUACAUACGAACAUCAUUGUGGUGUCUUAUCACAUUAUGGAUUAAAAUACAUGCAAGCCUUUGCUAACAUGUGCAAUGAUGGCAUUUCCAAGAAGCAAAUGAUUGCAGCAGCAUCUCAAGCUUGUCAUGUGAAGAACGAUGUUCCUUAA